This is a messenger RNA of Racocetra fulgida, 342 nucleotides long. Lineage: Eukaryota; Fungi; Glomeromycota; Glomeromycetes; Diversisporales; Gigasporaceae. The record is from the annotation of a GenBank genome assembly.
AUGCAGGAAUUAUCUGAAGAGUUAUUAAUCACAAGUGAUAAUGAAAUACGCUCAUCAACUCUUAACAGUCCAUUAGUUGAACCGAAUGAAAUUAAUGAAACAACUAAUGAUGACGCAAUCGAUGAUGCUGAAGAUGGUUGGUCGCGUACAAUUGAAAAUUGGAUUGGUAUGCUAAAUACUGAGAAUCAUUUAGAUAAUAGGGGAACUGUAAGUAAUGAACCACUUGAAUUCGAAAUUUAUGGACACACUACCUAUCCAGCAGAGGAUUCAUUGGCAAAAUGGAAUUUAUCAGAGUUAUUUGAUGAUUUAUUGGAACCUCCUAUUUCUUUUGUCUUCCAGUAA